Molecule: messenger RNA, 570 nt
Organism: Colletotrichum orchidophilum
Lineage: Eukaryota; Fungi; Ascomycota; Sordariomycetes; Glomerellales; Glomerellaceae
Product: 60S ribosomal protein L33-A
Exons: 4
Biological process (GO): cytoplasmic translation; ribosomal large subunit biogenesis
Cellular component (GO): cytosolic large ribosomal subunit; ribosome
Molecular function (GO): structural constituent of ribosome
Source: RefSeq, a predicted model, not a curated record
CGAACAUACCGAAAUCGCCAACCCACGACGAGCGCCCGGAGUAUUAGUCCAUCGACAAUCCUCUGCCUUCCUUUCUCGAGUCCCUUUGGUUGGAGCGUCGCCAUACUAACCACCGCCAAAAUGCCUUCGGAAGCCGGUCACAGAUGUGAGACCGACAAAGCAAUCGUGGAUCAAUACGACUUCUCUCAAUCACUUGAAAACGACGACUCAGCGACCCGAACUUGCGCGACGAACUGCACUUCAAACCAAAGAAUCGAAACUAACAAGCAUUCCAGGGGACGUCACCUCAGCUACCAGCGUAGCCGUCACGUCACCCACUCCAAGACGAGUCUGAUCAAGAUCGAGGGAGUUGACGACACCAACGCCGCCAACUUCUACCUCGGCAAGAAGAUCGCCUACGUCUACAAGGCCCAGAAGGAGAUCCGCGGUUCCAAGAUCCGCGUCAUCUGGGGCAAGGUCACCCGCCCUCACGGCAACUCUGGCGUCGUCCGCGCCAAGUUCUCCAACCCCCUCCCCACCCGCUCUUUCGGCGCAUCCGUUCGCGUGAUGCUCUACCCCUCGUCGAUUUAA